AUGUCCCAAAAUCUGCAAUUCCCGGCCACCGGCCACACCGUGGACCCCGGCGACGACCCCCCAGACCGGCCAGAUGAGGCGUUUCCAGUCCUCAGUAAGGCCACGAUCCCCCCGCUUGUCAAUGGCCGAUACUCCAAGCGGCGGCAGAAGGGUUUGGGAGCGCAUGAAUGGCGGGUCGCGAGUAAGAAGGGGAGACGACAAACGAGCUCAACUGGAUCAGCUCAUGGGCAGUCAUCCGGAGGGGCACUGGCGAACCGAGGGUCAGUCGUUGUGCCAGUGGCGACCAGUGGAUCGGUUCAGGAGCGUCUUAAGAAUCGUGAGGUGGCUCAGCAGGAACCUUUGAUGGACACUGAUGGGAUUCGGGAACAGCAACUAGGGGGUUCACAUCUAUUGACGGUGUCGGUCGGCUCGGGGCUAGACCCAUCUAGGCACCACGCUGUGAGAGUGCUCGAUGAACACGAGAUGACCAUGGCACAACCUCCUGACCCUGGUGAUUCCAAAGGCUUAGAGGAUAUGUGUAAGGAUACUCCAGCAGGCUGGCGACCGCCUCCUUUACCGGACGGGAACGUGCAUACAAAUCCUGCACCUGGUGGUCAAGACACGGAUAUGAUCGGCUCAGUCGAAAUAGCUCAACCAGCCGCACAGGCCCCUGCUGAUCUCUAA
Striga asiatica is the source of this 663-nucleotide messenger RNA. Lineage: Eukaryota; Viridiplantae; Streptophyta; Magnoliopsida; Lamiales; Orobanchaceae. The record is from the annotation of a GenBank genome assembly.